This is a messenger RNA of Fragaria vesca subsp. vesca, 1226 nucleotides long. Its product is annotated as dynamin-2A-like. Bases 226 to 834 code for a protein of 202 amino acids. The record is from RefSeq and is a predicted model, not a curated record. The transcript is spliced from 9 exons. Lineage: Eukaryota; Viridiplantae; Streptophyta; Magnoliopsida; Rosales; Rosaceae.
AGAUGGUUAUCAGCCUUAUCUCAUAUCUCCUGAAAAAGGUUUGAGGUCAUUAAUAAAAGGUGUCUUAGAGCUUGCAAAGGAACCGUCACGUCUUUGUGUGGAUGAGAUAUAGUGUCUGCUGCUGCAAAUGCUACUCCAGGUCUUGGAAGAUACCCUCCUUUCAAGAGGGAGAUCGUGGCCAUUGCAACUAAUGCAUUAGAUGUGUUCAAGACUGAUGCAAAGAAAAUGGUGGUUGCACUAGUUGAUAUGGAGCGUGAUUUUGUGCCUCCUCAGCAUUUCAUUCGCUUGGUACAGAGGAGGAUGGAGAGGCAGCGUAGAGAGGAAGAAGUGAAAACUCAAUCCUCGAAGAAAGGACAAGAGGCAGAGCAAUCAAUAAUGAACAGGUCAAGUAGUCCUCAAACAGGGGGUCAACAAUCAGGCGGAACCCUAAAAUCGUUGAAGGAUAAAUUUAGCGAGGAGAAAGAAGUCCCUGAAGCAUCUGGUUUGAAGACUGCAGGUCCUGAAGGGGAAAUAACUGCAGGGUUCUUAUAUAAAAAGAGCGCCAAGAGUAAUGAGUGGAACAAGCGAUGGUUUGUUCUCAAUGAGAAGACUGGGAAGCUUGGUUACACCAAAAAACAAGAGGAAAGGCAUUUUCAUGGUGUCAUCACUUUGGAGGAAUGUAAUGUUGAAGAGAUAGAAGAGGAAGAACCUGCUCCAUCAAAGAGUCGGAAGGAUAAGAAGGCAAAUGGGCCAGAUAUAUCACCUAGUCUGGCAUUUAAGUUCACUAGCAAGGUUCCAUACAAAACUGUAGCACAUAGUUCUGUUGUGUUGAAGGCUGAGACUGGAGGAUGGUAAUGUAAAGCGACGAAGAGAGAAGUACCAGAAACAGAAUGGUGAUGCGAGUGCUGGUUCAAACACUAGGAGCCGACAUACUCCUAAUUGGUUGCCAUCUCCACCACCUGGGCCUUCUGGAAGCAGAUACUUCUAGGUCUUCCCCGCCUCAUUAGUUUUCUAUUUGAAUCUUUAGAUGAAGAGAAUGGGGUGUUUAUGUGUACACAGAGAAGAUUACAUUCAUGUGAGGUUGUUACUUCACAAGGAUGGAUUCGAGGCAUACUCACUCUAUUGCGCCUGUCAUUAUUUUGAUUUGGUAUGAUGUACCAUGUAGCUCUGAUUUAUGAAGAUUGAGAAUUGACAUUGAAAAAUGAAUGUAUUCAUGAAUCACACAAAGUGUAUAUCAGGGAGUUUCC